This is a messenger RNA of Zerene cesonia (dogface butterfly), 1496 nucleotides long. RefSeq names its product fumarylacetoacetase (gene Faa). The record is from RefSeq and is a predicted model, not a curated record. The coding region runs from base 132 to 1403 and encodes 423 amino acids. NCBI's taxonomy places the organism in Eukaryota, Metazoa, Arthropoda, Insecta, Lepidoptera, Pieridae. Gene Ontology annotation, molecular function: fumarylacetoacetase activity. Gene Ontology annotation, biological process: L-tyrosine catabolic process; L-phenylalanine catabolic process; homogentisate catabolic process. The transcript is spliced from 9 exons.
UGAUAGCUCGACCGGCAAACGCAUAAACGAGUUUAGACUUAUUUACAUACACAUAAACUGAAACAAGUUUAUCAGUAGGAUUAAAUCCACACAAGUCUGGAGGCGAUCUCGGAAAAUAGACGUAUCUUAAAAUGAAGUCGUUUAUAGAAUAUUCGUCGGACACGGACUUUCCUAUUGAGAACUUGCCUUACGGUGUUUUCACUUCGCCUAAAAAUGAACAAAAACAUAUCGGUGUUGCGAUCGGUGACUGGAUACUGGAUUUAAAUGUCAUAUCACAUUUAUUUACUGGGAACCUGCUAAGAGACAAACAGCAUGUUUUUAAGGAAGAAAAGUUAAACUCAUUUAUGGGAUUAACGAAACCACACUGGACAGAAGCAAGAAACACAUUACAGAAUCUCUUAGAUAUAUCUAAUCCUACAUUACAAAAUGAUACUCAGUUACGAGAGAGGGCUUUCAUCAAACAGAGCGAAGCCAAAAUGUAUGUACCAGCAGAAAUUGGUGAUUACACAGACUUCUACUCUUCCAUCCACCACGCCACCAACGUAGGCAUUAUGUUCAGGAGCAAAGAGAACGCGCUUAUGCCGAAUUGGAAACAUAUACCAGUGGGAUACCACGGUCGAUCCAGUUCCAUCGUAGUAUCCGGGACGCCGAUUACAAGACCUUAUGGACAAACACUACCAGUGGAAGGUGCAGCUCCACAUUUUGGACCUUGCCGACUCAUGGACUUCGAGCUAGAAAUGGCCGUCUUUGUUGGCGGUCCACCCACGGAACUGGGACAGAGAGUGCUGGCUAAAGAUGCUGAAGAUCACAUCUUUGGUUUUGCUCUUAUGAACGAUUGGAGCGCGCGUGACAUUCAGAAGUGGGAGUACGUGCCUCUAGGACCAUUCACAGCAAAGAACUUGGGGACCAGCAUCUCACCCUGGGUGGUGACUGUGGACGCUCUCAAGCCCUACAUAAUUGAGAACUACCCUCAAGACCCAGAACCAUUCCCAUAUUUGAAACACGACGAUAACUUUAACUUCGACAUCAAACUCGAAGUGGAUUUGAUCACGGAGAAAUCGCCUGUCGUGUCAACGAUAUGCCGGUCUAACUACCGCUUUUUGUACUGGACGGCAAAGCAGCAGUUAGCUCAACAAACCGUGACCGGCUGCAACCUGCGGCCUGGUGACUUGCUGGGCUCCGGCACGAUUAGUGGCGAUUCUUCCGAUUCAUACGGCAGUAUGUUGGAGCUAAGUUGGAAGGGUACAAAGCCGUUACGUUUAAAAACAGGGGAAGAAAGAAAAUUCUUACAAGAUGGCGACACUGUUGUUCUUCGCGGUUACUGUGUCAACGAAAGUGGAGUUCGCAUUGGUUUCGGCAAAUGCGAGGGAAAAUUACUUCCCGCUUUACCUUUUAACCUGUAGGUAAUGGAGAAAAUAUUUGUAUUUGUAUACCCAUUGUGUAUUGUUUUUGCUAUUACAUAGCAAAUGACUUUUUAAAAUAAAUUCUUAUUUUAA